AUGGAAGACCAUCACGACGACGCCGGAGCGCCCCCAUCGGAAAUCGAUGUGUAUCUCCACGAGGAGUCGCGCGUACUGAUAUGUUCGGUGUGUAAGGGUGGCAUCCAGCCCGGGCCCGGCAUUGAGUCCCACUUCCGGCGGAGGCACCGCCGCAACGGCAGGUGGGCUGGCGGACCCACAGACAGCGGAGACACCGGCAGAUGGAACGUCGCCCGUCCCAGAGCUCCGGCUGCAGGCCGGGUUCAGCUGCAUAGCAUGCCGCUUCUUAACAACAAACGAGAUGGUGAUCCGGCAGCACUGGACAGGGAGGAAUUCGGAGGUGGACGACAGCCAUGGUUGCUAUGA
This is a messenger RNA of Microdochium trichocladiopsis, 345 nucleotides long. RefSeq lists its product as uncharacterized. Bases 1 to 345 code for a protein of 114 amino acids. The record is from RefSeq and is a predicted model, not a curated record. The transcript has a single exon. NCBI's taxonomy places the organism in Eukaryota, Fungi, Ascomycota, Sordariomycetes, Xylariales, Microdochiaceae.